Acanthoscelides obtectus is the source of this 3865-nucleotide messenger RNA. The record is from the annotation of a GenBank genome assembly. Lineage: Eukaryota; Metazoa; Arthropoda; Insecta; Coleoptera; Chrysomelidae.
GUCAAACCAGCUGAGAUAGUGAAAACAUCUUAUGUUUAGAUGCUGUUUUUGAUUUUAUGGAAUUUCUUUCGGAUUUGAGGGAGCCGCCUGGUAUUAAUAUGAAUCCAGAAUCUGAUUUCGAACCAGAUAAUAAGCCUUCCAUAAAAUCGGAAGAAACUUAUCCUGACUAUGUAGCAGAUUAUGAUAGCAAUCUCGGAGAGUUUCAAAGUGUCAAAGAUGAACACUGGGAUGGAGUUAACCAGGUGAAAACAGAGAAUCAGUUAGUAGUUGAGGUUAAAUCCGAAAAGCCGGACGCAGAACCAUAUGUGGACAACAUGAAGUUUGAAAACGUGGACGUUUUGACGCUGAAUGACGACAUCAAAUAUGAAUAUGAUAAAGAUGCCAUUUCUGAUUUAACAUGCGAUAGGAUUAAAAUUGAAGAGAAAUUCUUGCCUGGGAUUGAAGCUGACUGGACAGCAGGUACUGCCGACCAGAUGGAAAUGGGGUUUCAAAGCUUUGAAAAAGCGGAAGAUGGACCACGUCUGAAUUAUGAAAAUACGGAUAAAUUAAAGCUGCAUCAGGAAUUUGACAUUAAAACUGAGGGUGACCAAAAUGACGGACAUGAUUCAGCGUCCCAUAGUAUUAAAAUUGAAGAGAAAUCAUUGCCUGGGAUUGAAGCUGACUGGACAGCAGAUACUGUCGACCAGAUGGAAAUGGGGUUUCAAAACUUUGAAAAACUGGAAAAAAAAACACCUCUGAAUUAUGAAAAUACGGACGCAUUAGAGCUGCAUCAGGAAUUUGGCAUUAAAACUGAGCGUGACCAAAAUGACGGACACGAUUCAGAGUCGGAUAGUGCACAAAUAAGGAAAAAUUUCAAAAGGAACCACAAAUUUUUCAACAUCCAUGUCAAAAGACAUCCCAACUUUAGCAGAACAGUUUCUAGUAAGAAAUACGAAUGUAUACAUUGCGAAUUCAUAACAACCGGAAGGAGUAGUUUUGCAAGGCACACCGCAAAUCAUAAUAGUGGAAAGCCCUUUGCGUGUAUAAACUGUAAUUCUGUAUUCAGAAGCAAAGUCUUAUUGGAUAAUCAUGUGAUUAGAAAGCAUGCUGAAUCUAUUGCAUCAGUUUCAUCUAAAAUUCUCGAAUGUAGAUUCUGUGAUUACAAAACCGUUGUUAAACGUUAUUUAAGCGAGCAUUUGUUAAUACACAAUGAUAACAAAGUUCCUGAUCUGCACAUCUGUAAUCAUUGUGAUGCGUCUUUUAAAGCAAAGGCGACGCUGCUUCACCAUACUUUAAAGAAACAUCCCGACUUUACCGGGACACUUUCUUUAAAGAUAUAUGAAUGUGUAAAUUGUGGAUACAAAACAAGCAGAAGGGAUAUUUUUAUAAAACACGUAUCAAAAUAUAGUCAAAAGCUCUUUGAGUGUAUAAACUGUGAUGCGGCAUUCAAAAGCAAAAUGUUACUAGAUAAUCAUGUGAUUAGAAAGCAUGCUGAAUCGAUUGCUUCAGUUUCAUCUAAAAUACACGAAUGCGGAUUCUGUGAUUACAAAACCGUUGUUAAACGUUAUUUAAGCGGGCAUUUGUUAAUACACAAUAAUAACAAAGUUCUUGAUCUGCACAUCUGCAAACAUUGUAAUGCGUCUUUUAAAGCAAAGAAGUCGCUGCUUGACCACAUUUUAAAGAAACAUCCCGACUUUAGCGGGACACUUUCUAAAAAGAUAUAUGAAUGUGUACAUUGCGAAUUCAAAACAACCAUAAGGGAUGCUUUCAUGAAGCACGUGGCAAAAUAUAGUGAAAAGCCCUUUCAGUGUAUAAACUGUGAUGCGGCAUUCAAAAGCAAAAUUUUACUAGAUAAUCAUGUGAUUAGGAAGCAUGUCGACUCCAUUGCAACAAUUUCAUCUGAAGUAUAUGGAUGCACAUCCUGUGAUUACAAAACGGCUCUUAAACAUUAUUUAACCAGGCAUAUGUUAACACAUACUAAUACAAGAGCUGAUUUGCACGUGUGCAAACAUUGCAAUAAGUCAUUUAAAGCGAAGCGGUGGUUCAUCAACCAUAUAGAGAAGAAACUUUGCCUGGACAGUAUCUAAUAAGAUAUGAACGAAUACAUUGUGCGUACAAAACGACCGGAAGAAGUAGGUUUCGAAGGCACAUGGCAAAUCAUGAUAGUCAAAAGCUCCUCAAAUGCAUGAGCUGUGAUGCGUUCACUGAAAACGUUCAGUAUUGAUGGCUGCCCAACAAAUACUAAACAACGUGGCGUCUUCAAACUUGACACAUAUGCUUUAUAGGUUGCAUACAUUCUAAUGCAAUGAUAUUUUUCAUAUCGCCAUCUCUAGGUCAGGCCGGUUACUCAUCGAAUCUCGACAAUUCCUAAAAGAUCGCUGACACAUCGCUCGUGGUUAGCGGGCAUCUCUUCGGAAAUGUUGUGCUUAGGCUUUUGAGGUAUACCCCGACAAAAAAAAAUCCAAUGGCAUGAGAUCUGGGCUUCGAGGAGUCCCUCGUCUCGAUAUUAGUUUUGCACUAAACAUUUUGUUUGCGACUGCUAAAGAUUCGUUGGGAUGUCGCGCCAUCUUGACGGUUGUGGAAAGAAAAAGUUACGUAGCAUUGCUGUGUAGCGAUUAGAAUUUUCUGUUACAGUCUGGCCGUUUUCGUUUUCGAAGAAAUAGGGUCCGAUGAUUCCUUCAGCCGACACGGUCGCCCAAACUGUAACAUAACGCGAAUGCAAAGGUCGUUGGUGUUUUAAUUUGGGAUUUUCUGCGGCCCAAUACCGAUAAUUUUGCCUGUUGACGAAUCCAUUCAAAUUCAUCAGAAAAGAGAAUAUUGUUCAACCUUUGAAAGCGCUCAAACAUUGUUUCGGCAAACGGACGGGUGCAAUUUAAGGUCUUUUACCAAAAUUUGUCUUACGGAUCUUCUUGAUGAGGCAAGCUCAGCUGACCUCUUUCGGGACGAUAACUGUGGAUCGCGCCGUAACUGCACUUACAGUUUCGUCUGUUCGUAAUGACCUUGGUUUCUCAUUCACUGUCGAAAUAGUAUACUCGAACUUUCUCUAAGACAUUGAUUUAGAUCAUACAAACUAAACUCGGAGCGAAUCAGUAAUAAGCCUUAACACAGAUCGCACGCUGCGCAACGGUGAAACGCUCCAAGGCGACUUAAUUUCCUAGCACCGAGCUACAUAUCCCCACUACCCGUGUCCCGCUCUCGCGUGCCUGGCACCGAGCAAUUCGUACGUCUUUCUGGUCCACCCUCUAUCGGCACGCAGAAUUGCUAGAGUUAAGCGUCCGUGUACAAAGUGUAAUGCGUUAUUCACUUGAAAACGGACACAAGAGUGACACACAUUUCACGUAAACAUCCUGAAUUUAUUUCUUUGGUGUCUAGCAGUAGCAGUGGGGAGUCUAAGUCUGGCAACCCCGUAAUACCAACAGUGUACUACCCGUUGUGCGCAAGUAGAUCGUAAUCGGACAAUCGUCAUCUACCAAUGAUUUUGUCAAAUUGAUUCUCAUUAUCAUCCUGUACGAUGAAGACGAUAGAGAGACCCUUACGCUCUCUAGCUUAUACCGCUCGGCGUUUUGCGCUGAGCAGAGCAGAGAUUUCUCACUGCAUCGUCACGGGCAAAGGGUCAAGUGGUCUAUCGUCUAACUCAACACCACAAUUACCUGCAGACGACUUGAACUUAAAAAAAAAAACAGUAAAAAUCCGUUUUAUAAAAAUCGGUUGUUAUUGACGAAUAUAUGAAAUUGUGUAUUUCCUAAAUUUAGUCUAAUGUUGUUUGCGAAUAAUGUGUUCUCAAUAAUUCAAAAUUAGCACGAUUUUUUAUACAUACUUAAAUGUUAACAUUAUUUAUAUGUAUUUAGUUCUUUUAUGUUCUAUGUUGUACUUAUUUGAAAUAAAC